UAUAAACCAAAGCUCUGCAGUGGAAUGAGCACAGUUCGAAGACAGCGUUCUUAAGAGCGACAUAAAGUGUAAUCAAAGCAAACGAAACAACCCAAACCACCUCGAAGGAUAUUGCCUAACCUGCAGUUGAAUAUUGAAUUCGUAUUACUUGUUUCAUAAAUUAACCGCCUUCCUCUGAAACAAUGGCAAAGCACCAAAAAGCUUUACUCUUCGCGCUCGCGCUUUUCUGCCAUCUAAUGCUGCAACUCCAAGCUUCGCCGCUGCUUGGCACAGCCACCUACUAUGAUGACGAUGAUGAUGAUACGGAGGUACUGGAAAUCGAUUUGAAUAGCAUUGAUGAACUUGGCGAAGAACCGAAAGACGUAAUCGAUUUGAGUUUCUAUGGCAACGCGCUGUAUGGCACACCCGACAAUGAAGUGACAGCACAAUUGGUGGCUAACUACACAGCCGAAGAGUCACCGGUUAAUCCGGAGGAGCUGGGUUCCUAUCUGGAGGGCGACAUACUUGUGCCCAUUGGCAAGGUGUCUACCAGAAAUGGCAUUACCACACCCAGUUCACGCUGGCCUAACGGUGUGGUGCCAUACGAAAUACGCGGUAAUUUCAAUGCACGCGACAUGUCCACCAUCGAGCAUGCGAUGGAGGAGUAUCAUCGUCGUACUUGCAUACGUUUUGUAAGGCGUAGCAGUGAAAGUGAUUACAUUUCAAUUGUGAGUGGCAAUUCGGGUUGUUGGUCAUCGGUUGGGCGUGUAGGCGGUAAGCAAGAAGUGAAUCUGCAAUCACCCGGCUGUCUCACCAAACCCGGCACUGCAAUGCAUGAGCUCAUGCAUGCGCUGGGUUUCCUACACGAACAGAACCGACAGGAACGUGACUCAUAUGUGGAUAUAAUGAUGGAGAAUGUGCAACCAUCGGCGGUGUCGAACUUCGAGAAGGCUCAACAGACCGUUGCUUUUGGUGUACCCUACGAUUAUGGCAGUGUGAUGCAUUAUUCGGCGAAUGCUUUCUCGCGUAACGGUCGUCCGACCAUCGUAGCUGUGCAACCGGGUGGCAGUCAACGUAUGGGUCAACGUGAAGGCUUCUCAACUUACGACAUUGAAAAGCUGAAUAAAAUGUACAACUGCAAUGGACCAGCUAUUGGUGGUGGUGGAUUUGGUGUUGGUGGUAAUGGUAUGGGCGCCAUUCCGCCAGCUCCAGCACCUGUUGCAGUGCCGGCACCAGCUCCGGUUCCCGCGCAGCCAGCUCCAGGUGGAAAUCCAAAUUUGAUCGGCAGUUUUCUUGGUGGUCUUAUUAGCGGUUUGGGACUAGGCGAAGAGCUCAACCAGGCUGAUCUGACAACGGAGACAAAUAAUGAGAUUUAAAAGGAUAAAUUGCAACGAAUCAAGCGAUGAAGACGGAAACACACCCCAACGAAAGCAUAAGUUACAUACAAUUAGCUCAAUGAUCAUUACUCUAGUUUAAAAACUCGAAUUUCUAACUCACUCAGUAUUAUAAUAUAUUUAAGAGAUUACAAAUAAAGCGAAAAUUAUAUAUUUAAAAAA
This is a messenger RNA of Zeugodacus cucurbitae (melon fly), 1535 nucleotides long. Its product is annotated as high choriolytic enzyme 1. The record is from RefSeq and is a predicted model, not a curated record. Gene Ontology annotation, molecular function: zinc ion binding; metalloendopeptidase activity. The transcript has 2 exons. Lineage: Eukaryota; Metazoa; Arthropoda; Insecta; Diptera; Tephritidae. Gene Ontology annotation, biological process: proteolysis. The coding region runs from base 183 to 1355 and encodes 390 amino acids.